Dioszegia hungarica is the source of this 444-nucleotide messenger RNA. RefSeq lists its product as uncharacterized. The transcript has a single exon. Lineage: Eukaryota; Fungi; Basidiomycota; Tremellomycetes; Tremellales; Bulleribasidiaceae. The record is from RefSeq and is a predicted model, not a curated record. The annotation marks the transcript as partial.
CGUCGGCUCGCCACACUUUCCCUCCACGCUGCCCGGGACCGGAUGGAAGCGCUCUCCGUGGUGCGCACGUCUACAGCUCCCACCAUCCAGGUCGGCGACCGCGUCCUUCUCUCCUCCCAGCACGUCGCCACCACUCGUCCAAUCAAAAAGCUCGACGACAAGUUCAUCGGCCCCUACACUGUCACGGAGCAAACCGGCUCUCACAACUUCCGUCUGGCCAUCCCGGGCAAGAACAUCCACAAUGUCUUCCACGUCGACCGCCUCCGCCCGUACGUUGACCCAUCUACCUUCCCUGGUCGUACACCCCUCGCUCGUCCCCCACCAGUCAUCGCCUCUUCCAACGAAUAUGAGGUCUCGCGGAUACUGGACUGCAGGCGGAAGAAGGGCAAGGCGGUGAAGUACUUUGUGGAAUGGAAGGGGUAUGGAUCGGAGGAUAGGCAGUGG